Ogataea angusta is the source of this 1500-nucleotide messenger RNA. RefSeq lists its product as uncharacterized. Gene Ontology annotation, molecular function: succinate-semialdehyde dehydrogenase (NAD+) activity. The transcript has a single exon. The coding region runs from base 1 to 1500 and encodes 499 amino acids. Lineage: Eukaryota; Fungi; Ascomycota; Pichiomycetes; Pichiales; Pichiaceae. The record is from RefSeq and is a predicted model, not a curated record. Gene Ontology annotation, biological process: GABA catabolic process.
AUGUCGUCACAAGCCGACAUCGAUCAACUGGCUCAAAAGUUUGGCAUCAAGAAUGCAGGACUGAUCAAGACGGGUGCUUACAUUGGGGGCCAGUGGCAUCAAUUCAGUGACGAAACGUUUUCUGUUGAAGACCCGGCCACCAACGAUCAUUUGCUGAAGGUAUCUAAUACGCCUAUCAGAGUUGUGGAGCAAGCCAUUCGGGACGCCGAUAUCGCAUUUAAAGAGUUCAGGAGAACUACCGGCAGGCAAAGAAGUUUGUUGCUCCGAAAACUCUACGAUUUGAUGAUUGAGAAUGGUGAAGAUCUUGCCAAGAUUUGCACCCUAGAAAAUGGAAAACCCUAUGCUGAUUCCUUGGGGGAGCUGAGGUAUGCCUCAUCCUUUUUCGAGUGGUUCUCGGAGGAAGCUCCAAGAAUAAACGGUGAUAAUAUACCUUCCGCAGACCCUAGCAGACGGAUAAUCACCUACAAGCAACCAAUUGGACCUGUUGGUAUUUUAACACCAUGGAAUUUUCCAAUUGCGAUGAUCACAAGAAAACUAGGAGCAGCUUUUGCUGCGGGAUGUACAGCUGUUAUCAAGCCUGCCACCGAAACUCCGCUUUCGGCUUUGGCCAUAGCAGUUCUCAUUGAGAAAGCCGGGUUCCCUAAAGGUGUUGUGAGUAUCAUUCCAGUCGAUCAAGAAAGGACCAAGACUGUUGGACAGAUGUUCUGCGAGUCUCCGUUGUUGAAGAAAAUUUCUUUUACGGGUUCAACCGGUGUUGGUAAAAUUCUGAUGACCCAAUCUGCUUCCACUCUUAAAAAGCUAUCAUUUGAAUUGGGCGGAAAUGCCCCAUUUAUUGUCUUCGAUGAUGCAGACGUUGACCUUGCCGUGCAGGGUGCCAUCGCAUGCAAAUUGAGACAAUCUGGUCAAACAUGUGUUUGUGCUAACCGACUUUAUGUUCAAGAGGGAAUCUAUGAGACUUUUGCAAAAAAACUAGCUGGUGCAGUUGCUCAGCUCAAGCUGGGUCACGGACUGGAAGCAGGAACAACGCAUGGGCCUCUAAUUCAUCAAAGAGCUGUCGCAAAGGUCAGAUCACAUAUUGAAGAUGCUGUUAGCAAAGGAGCCAAGAUAAUUAUUGGUGGGAAAAUUGAAAAAUCUUUGGGUGCUAACUUUCAUCAGCUUACUGUUUUGACUGAUGUUCCCUUGAACGCGGUAGUGACAAACGAGGAGACGUUUGGGCCAUUAGUUCCAUUGAUCAAGUUCAGCACUGAAGAGGAAGUUAUCGAUCUUGCUAACGAUACUGAAUAUGGUCUUGCGGGUUAUUUCUUCUCGAAGGACUACGCAAAAGUAUUCAGAGUGAGCGAGCAGCUUAACAGUGGUAUGGUCGGUGCCAAUACCGGAGCCAUGACGGAAGCCGCUCUUCCAUUUGGUGGUAUUGGCUGGUCAGGAUUUGGAAGGGAAGGUUCCAAGUAUGGGGUGGAUGAUUACGUUAUUCUGAAAUCUGUUGUUAUCGGUAAUAUUUAA